AACGGCUGGCCCUCAGUGUCCCCCUGGCGCCCGCCCAGUGAGCACGUGACACCCGCCUGCACCGCCUGCAGACUGUCCUCCGCGCCCCAGGGAUACUUGGUCUUCGUGGCCGGCGCUUACACGCCUCCCGCACCACGCCUGUGUCCUUGUCCUUCACUCCCCGGUGCGCCCUGCAGCAGGGCACCUGUUUGGGGCAGUGUCCGGCGCCUCGUUGGCAGUGUGCCAUCUGCAGCAGCAGCAGCAGCAACAGUAGCAACAGCAACAGUAACACCUGGAGCAGUGGUGCCCAGCCUGGCCUUUCAGCCCCUCAUGGUGUGCCGCGCCUCGCCGCCAACCCUCGCCCGUGCUCUUGUGUAGCAGGAGCCGCGGCGUAAGCGAGGAGGCGGCGUGAGCAGCGUGGCAGCGGCGGCGGCGGCGACCUCAACUCUGCGGCGGCCGGCGUGAGCCCCGCCCCGCCCCGCCUCGCCUCAGCUUGCACGGGGCGCGUCACUGCCCAGAGGGCGGAGGACGCCCCGAAUUGAUGUCCAGGGGCCCUGAUAUGAAGGAGGGCCACCUUCGCUCCGCCGGCCGUCCCUGACGCCGGCUCUGCCCCGCCGCCCCUCCCCGCAUGAUCCCGGGGCCGCAGGUUGUUUGGCCCAGCCGCCCUGGCCGCGGCCUACCCCCGACAUCACCCUCCUGUACCCGUGUUGACUCUAGGCUCAUGCUGUAGGCCUCGAGGCCCUGCUGAGCCCAACCGGCCGCGGCGCCGAGCAGCUGUGCCCGCCGCCAGCCACCUGCCACACCCACACACCGACUACAGCCCAGCUACGCAUCCCCAACGCAGCCUCUCCUUGGCUAGACAGACCCGCGGGCCACAGGUGACCGCCGGGAUGGGGAGUGCCACGCCCCGCCCCGCCCCCCGUCUUCUGCUGCAGCUCGGGGCGGCCCUACUACUCUUCACCUCAGGAGGAGCGGAACGUGCAUCUUCGCCGCACUCCAACAGAGUGCACAGCUUCGAGCCUCAGUUUUUGGAGCCCCUGCAGAACGUUACGGUGACGGAGGGACGCGAGGCCACCUUCACCUGUGUUGUAGAUCACCUGGGAGGAUACAGGGGCCAGUGGGUCGGGGUAGCGUGGAUCAAGGCGGACACGAAGGCGAUCCUGGCCAUCCACAACCGGGUCAUCACUCACAACAACCGCAUGAACGUCAUCCACUCAGACCACAAGACCUGGGAACUCAAGAUCAAGGAUGUGAGGCGCAAUGAUUCUGGAGAGUACAUGUGCCAGAUCAACACUGACCCCAUGAAACACCAGGUAGUCGGGCAUCUCAACGUGGUGAUUCCCCCGGACAUCAUCGCCGAGGAGAGCUCCGGGGACGUGAUGGUGUCAGAGGGCAACACGGUGAGAUUGGUGUGUCGCGCCCGAGGGUACCCAGAGCCCCGCGUGGAGUGGCGGAGAGAGGACGGCCGCAAGAUUGCACUCCGCCCAGCUGGACAGUCUAAGAAUGAAGUCCAAACGUGGGAGGGGUCGGAGUUGAUACUGGAGCGAGUGACGAGAGAUGACAUGGGAGCGUACCUUUGUAUUGCUUCUAAUGAGAUACCACCGGCCGUCAGCAAACGUAUGGUGGUCCAGGUGCAUUUUCACCCAGUGGUCCGCAUUCCCAACCAGCUGGUGGGGGCGCCGGUGGGGACCAAUGUGACCCUGGAGUGCGAGGUAGAGGCGAGUCCCAAGUCCAUCAACUUCUGGACCAAAAUAAUGGACGAGCAAGGCCCUCAAAUCGUGGACAGCCGGCGGUACGUGAACAAGGAGAUCGAGGUGAACCAGUACACGCUGAAGAUGCACCUCACCAUUCUCGACCUGGAGGAGGACGACUUCACCCACUACAGCUGCACCGCCAAGAACUCGCUCGGGGAGGUGAAGGGAAAGAUCAAACUGUACGAGAUUCCCCUGCCCAAGCCGCUCACCACGCCCCAGGAGGUUAUGGUGGGCACAGUGGGCGGUGAGGACGACAACCUCAUCCCCCACACGCGCCACGACCAGCUCAUUCCCCUCACGGAAGACAAGCAGGCGGCCUCACCUCGCCAAGGAAAGCCCUCCGCGACGCGACCCCCGCCUCCAUCACGCCCCAGGAACACCCACGCCGUGCCAUACUCCCCAGAGCAACCCCGGGGAGACAGGGGGACAGGUGCAGGCGCGGCGACUCCUCUCCUGGGUCUCCUCCUCGCUGCCCUGUUGGUGGUGAUAGUUGUGCCCCGGGUCUCGUGGUACCGGGGUCUGUGGUGAGGUUGUGGGGCUGCCCUGUUCGCUCAAGCCGCCCCAUUGAUAGGUGUUUCCAGUCCCCUUGUUCCCUUGUUGCCCAGUUCCCCAGCCUCGGCCCUCCUCAGCCCCUUCAGUUCCCUUCUCUUUGUUGAUUAUUGAUUAUGUUUUGAUUCCUUUAUUUUAUUUUCAGAUUUUUUAUUUUCUCUCUCUCUCUCUCUCUCUCUCUCUCUCUCUCUCUCUCUCUCUCUCUCUCUCUCUCUCGCUUCUACAGGUCAUUCAAGCAGGCCACCUCCUCCAGGGGCUCCAAGUUCCUAAUGUAAACACCAUUCUUCCCUCCUCCUCCUCCUCCUCCUCCUCCUCCUCCUCCUCGGGGCACCAGCAUCUCGUCUGUGGUUGUCUAUCACAUUCCCACAUCGCCCCUUAUUCUUUCUCAUCUCCCUACAUCUCCUCCUACGCUCCUUAUUUCCUCCUCCUCCUCCUCCUUCUCCUCCUCCUCCUCCUCCUCCUUCAAAAGGUCCAUUGCUGUUUAUUUUCCUUUAUAUUCUUUUGUGUUAUUCUUUUUGCUCCUCCUCCUCCUCCUCCUCCUCCUCCUCCUCCUCCUCCUCCUCCUCCUCCUCCUCCUCCUCCUCCUCUCUUCCAUUUACUAGUUAAUUACCUUACACUCACCCUUGUUCUUCCUCCUCAUCUUUCCCUUCCAACUGUUCCCUACUUCUCUCUCUUCCCUCCUCCUCCUCCUCCUCCUCCUCCUCCUCCUCCUACUCCUCCUCUUCUUCUUCCUCUGUUGUGAUCCACCUAACCGCAGAAGUGAAAGAGGGGCAGAAUGAAGGGGAGAUAACACCCCUUCCUAUUCCUCCUCCUCUUUCUCUUCCUCUCUCCAACCUUUUCCUCUUCUUUCUCCUCUUCCAAGCUCUCCCUCACCGCUCCCUCCGCUUCCUCCCUCUUCCUCCUCCUCCUCCUCCUCCCUCCCCCCAAAAAAAAUGUAAGGGGGGGAACUAAUCCUCCCAGACUUUGAUUAAUUAAUUCCUGAACACAUCGUCUGUUGCGUAUUAAUGUAUAAAGAUAAAAUAUAAUGUGCGUCCCGUGUGUGUGUGUGUGUGUGUGUGUGUGUGUGUGUGUGUGUGUGUGGAUCGGGUGUGCGUGAGUGUGCGUGUGUAUGUUUUGUUUUUGUAUACAUACGUACACUUAGGAAGAGAAUUAUAAAAGGGAAAGAUGAAGAAAGAAGGAGAAAAAAUAAGUGGUAAUUUGUUGAAGUGAUGAUAAGAAAAAUUGAAUGAAAAAAAAUCAAAGAGGAAUUAUUUGAAACGUGGAACAAUGUCAUAGUGUAAUAAUAGUAAUAAUAAAGUGUAGAGUAGAGUGUGUGUGUGUGUGUGUGUGUGUGUGUGUGUGUGUGUGUGUGUGUGUGUGUGUGUUCUCCAUGAUGUGAUAAUAGGUGUGUACGUACAUGCGUGUAAAGUAUAUGUGUGUAUGUACGUACAUUUGUAUGUAUGUAUGUAUGUAUGUAUGUAAGGGAACACGUGUAUGCUUAUUCGUGUAUGUAUACCGUGUACGUGUACUGUACGUGUGCGUAUUACUUGCUCCCUUCACGGUUCCGUUCUGGCGUCUGUGUAUACACGUGUCCCUGUGUGUGUGUGUGUCUGUGUGUGUGUGUGUGUGUGUGUGUGUGUAUGUACAUGUCUGUGUACGACUGAUUUCUGUGGUCUUGUUGGUCUGCUAGCUUCCUCCUCCUCCUCCUCCUCCUCCUCCACCUCCUCCUCCUCCCUAAAAUUCACAUAUCAAGGUUUCUGGCCACCUUCCCCUCCCUUCUCUCCCCCUCCCCUCCUUUCCCUUCCCCCCCUCCCCAGGCCAGCUCCUCCCCCCUAUGGAUAUAUCUGUAACAUAUAACUUGUAAAUAUUAAUUGCAAUGUUGAUAUGGUUGUUAGUACAGCUUCCUCCCUCUCCUCACCCCCCUCCACUCUUCCCCAUUACAUACACACACACAUACUCCCCCUCUCCCCACCCUCCUCCUCUCACUCCUCCCACACUCUCCCCCUCACACUCCCUCCCUCUCCCCUCCCCUUCCCCCCAACACGACUCUUACGUGGUUAAAUGUGCAUAUAUAUAUUAAAGAGAUACAUUUAUAUAACAUAACGUAGAGUGAUGCUGUGACAAUAAAAAGUAUUAAGUUAAA
Portunus trituberculatus (swimming crab) is the source of this 4404-nucleotide messenger RNA. Its product is annotated as lachesin-like. The record is from RefSeq and is a predicted model, not a curated record. The coding region runs from base 870 to 2261 and encodes 463 amino acids. NCBI's taxonomy places the organism in Eukaryota, Metazoa, Arthropoda, Malacostraca, Decapoda, Portunidae. The transcript is spliced from 11 exons. Gene Ontology annotation, cellular component: neuron projection.